Cryptomeria japonica (Japanese cedar) is the source of this 1383-nucleotide messenger RNA. RefSeq names its product extensin-2-like. The record is from RefSeq and is a predicted model, not a curated record. NCBI's taxonomy places the organism in Eukaryota, Viridiplantae, Streptophyta, Pinopsida, Cupressales, Cupressaceae. The transcript is spliced from 2 exons. Bases 9 to 1094 code for a protein of 361 amino acids.
CAACAGCAAUGGUUGUUCGAAGGGCACAACAUUUGGAUACAAUGGCAUUUUUAGUUGCUGUGGUGCUCUCUAUGGUAGCGUUGGUUUCAGCUGAACACGAGCAAUAUUCAUCUCCUCCACCUUCAUAUUAUUACAAAUCUCCUCCUCCACCAUCUCCUUCACCCCCUCCUCCAUAUUAUUACAACUCUCCACCCCCUUAUUAUUAUAAGUCCCCUCCACCUCCCUCUCCCUCUCCUUCACCUCCUCCUCCAUAUGAUUACAAGUCUCCUCCACCUCCAUCUCCAUCUCCUCCUCCCCCAUACUAUUAUAAAUCCCCACCUCCACCAUCUCCUUCACCUCCACCACCACCAUCCCCAUCUCCUCCUCCUCCAUAUUAUUAUAAGUCACCUCCACCACCAUCCCCAUCUCCUCCUCCUCCAUACUACUACAAGUCCCCACCUCCACCGUCUUCAUCACCUCCUCCACCAUAUUAUUAUAAAAACCCACCACCACCAUCUCCAUCUCCUCCUCCUCCAUACUACUACAAGUCUCCACCACCACCAUCCCCCUCUCCACCACCCCCAUAUUAUUAUAAGUCUCCACCACCACCUUCCCCAUCUCCUCCUCCACCCUAUUACUACAAAUCUCCACCACCACCACCACCAUCUCCAUCUUCUCCUCCUCCAUACUACUACAAAUCUCCUCCACCACCCCCAUAUUACUACAAAUCCCCACCUCCACCAUCUUCCUCGCCUCCUCCUCCAUAUUAUUACAAAUCCUCUCCACCGCUAUCCCCUUCACCUCCACCACCAUACUAUUAUAAAUCUCCACCACCUCCAUCUCCUUCACCUCCUCCACCAUACUACUACAAAUCCCCACCUCCGCCAUCUCCUUCUCCUCCCCUUCCAUACUACUACAAGUCCCCUCCACCACCAUACUACUAUAAAUCCCCACCACCAUCAUCUCCAUCCCCUCCACCUCCAUAUUACUAUAAAUCUCCCCCUCCACCAUCUCCAUCUCCUCCUCCACCAUAUUAUUACAAAUCCCCACUACCGCCAUCUCCAUCUCCUCCUCUUUCAUACUACUACAAAUCCCCUCCACCGCCCACAUAUUGAUUGAUUGAUUUCUUUCCAAAUCAAUGCUACGAGAUCUGAUACGGCAUGUAGCUCCUAAUCAACUCGUCCGUUUUCUUCUCAUUAGUGAUAUUACUAUCAGGAAUUCUUUGAAAUAAGCCGGACCAUUGAAUCUGAGAUCUGAGACAGUGCUUGCUGUAAGUAAGAAGGCAAAAUCCAUUGUUGAUACAUCUCUCAUCUCGGAGUAUGUUCCCUGCCCUUGACGGAGCUGGCUUUGGUCCGCCAAUAAAUUUUUUAUACGCCAGUAAUAAUAAGAUUAUUGUCCCCUCAA